UCCAGGAGGACAGGACAGUGGUCCCCAGGAAGGGAAGGAGAGUCCAACCUAGUUUUCCUGAUCCCCCGUGGGAGGCUGAGGUUGCAAACAGACAGCUGCAGCUCCUUGCACCUAUGCCACACACACAGCCUUUCUGAAUCAGAGGGUAUUAUUCUUUCCUUCUGAACUCUUGGGAUAUUCCUGUUUUGAUUUGGCUCUAGCAGUGACGACACCAAGUUGUGCAAAGCCUGGGAACAGUGAGGGCAUUAGGACCAGGAGUGAGGCGCACGCUUGGCUCUGGGUUGUGUCUGGCAGAGGGCUCUCGGCUGAGUGGAGCUAUGUGUGAAAGGAAACCAGGCACUGCCUGCCGGCUUUACAUCUGUUGAUCUGACCUGACUGGAAGCGUCCAAAGAGGGACGGCUGUCAGCCCUGCUUGACUGAGAACCCACCAGCUCAUCCCAGACACCUCAUAGCAACCUAUUUAUACAAAGGGGGAAAGAAACACCUGAGCAGAAUGGAAUCAUUAUUUUUUUCCCAAGGAGAAAACCGGGGUAAAGGGAGGGUAGCAAUUCAAUUUGAAGUCCCUGUGAAUGGGCUUUCAGAAGGCAAUUAAAGAAAUCCACUCAGAGAGGACUUGGGGUGAAACUUGGGUCCUGUGAUUUUCUGAUUGUAAGUGGAAGCAGGUCUUACACACGCUGUUGGCAAAUGUCAGGAGCAGGUUAAGUGACUGGCAGAAAAACUUCCAGGUGGAACGAGCAACCCAGGUUCUGCUGCAAGCUUGAAGGAGCCUGGAGUGGGAGAAAGCGAACUUGAACAUGACCUGUUGCAUUUGGCAAGUUCCAGCAACAUGCUCCUAAGGAAGCGAUACAGGCACAGACCAUGCAGACUCCAGUUCCUCCUGCUGCUCCUGAUGCUGGGAUGCGUCCUGAUGAUGGUGGCGAUGUUGCACCCUCCCCUGCACACCCUGCACCAGACCGUCACAGCCCAAGCCAGCAAGCACAGCCCUGAAGCCAGGUACCGCCUGGACUUUGGGGAAUCCCAGGAUUGGGUACUGGAAGCUGAGGAUGAGGGUGAAGAGUACAGCCCUCUGGAGGGCCUGCCACCCUUCAUCUCACUGCGGGAGGAUCAGCUGCUGGUGGCCGUGGCCUUACCCCGGGCCAGAAGGAACCAGAGCCAGGGCAGGAGAGGUGGCAGCUACCGCCUCAUCAAGCAGCCAAGCAGGAGACAGGAUGAGGAGGCCCCAAAGAGGGACUGGGGGGCUGACGAGGAGGAUGGGGAGGUGUCUGAAGAAGAGGAGUUGACCCCAUUCAGCCUGGACCCACGUGGCCUCCAGGAGGCACUCAGUGCCCGCAUCCCCCUCCAGAGGGCUCUGCCCGAGGUGCGGCACCCACUGUGUCUGCAGCAGCACCCUCAGGACAGCCUGCCCACAGCCAGCAUCAUCCUCUGUUUCCAUGAUGAGGCCUGGUCCACCCUCCUGAGGACUGUACACAGCAUCCUCAACACAGUGCCCAGGGCCUUCCUGAAGGAGAUUAUCCUCGUGGACGACCUCAGCCAGCAAGGACAACUCAAGUCUGCUCUCAGCGAAUAUGUGGCCAGGCUGGAGGGGGUGAAGUUACUCAGGAGCAACAAGAGGCUGGGUGCCAUCAGGGCCCGGAUGCUGGGGGCCACCAGGGCCACCGGGGAUGUGCUUGUCUUCAUGGAUGCCCACUGCGAGUGCCACCCAGGCUGGCUGGAGCCCCUCCUCAGCAGAAUAGCUGGUGACAGGAGCCGGGUGGUAUCUCCGGUGAUAGAUGUCAUUGACUGGAAGACUUUCCAGUAUUACCCCUCAAAGGACCUGCAGCGUGGGGUGUUGGACUGGAAGCUGGAUUUCCACUGGGAACCUUUGCCAGAGCAUGUGAGGAAGGCCCUCCAGUCCCCCAUAAGCCCCAUCAGGAGCCCUGUGGUGCCCGGAGAGGUGGUGGCCAUGGACAGACAUUACUUCCAAAACACUGGAGCGUAUGACCCUCUUAUGUCACUGCGAGGUGGUGAAAACCUCGAACUGUCUUUCAAGGCCUGGCUCUGUGGUGGCUCCGUUGAAAUCCUUCCCUGCUCUCGGGUAGGGCACAUCUACCGAAAUCAGGACGCCCACUCCCCCCUUGACCAGGAGGCCACCCUGAGGAACAGGGUUCGCAUUGCUGAGACCUGGCUGGGGUCAUUCAAAGAAACCUUCUACAGGCAUAGCCCAGAGGCCUUCUCCUUGAGCAAGGCUGAGAAGCCAGACUGUAUGGAACGCUUGCAGCUGCAAAGGAGACUGGGUUGUCGGACAUUCCACUGGUUUCUGGCUAAUGUCUACCCUGAGCUGUACCCAUAUGAACCCAGGCCCAGGUUCUCUGGAAAGCUCCACAACACUGGACUUGGGCUCUGUGCAGACUGCCAGGCAGAAGGGGACAUCCUGGGCUGUCCUAUGAUGUUGGCUCCUUGCAGUGACAGCCGGCAGCAACAGUACCUGCAGCACACCAGCAGGAAGGAGAUUCACUUUGGCAGCCCACAGCACCUGUGCUUUGCUGUCAGGCAGGAGCAGGUGAUUCUUCAGAACUGCAUGGAGGAAGGCCUGGCCAUCCAUCAGCAGCACUGGGACUUCCAGGAGUUCUGCAGGCUGCACAGGAAGCAUGGCUGAGGAGGCCUCAGGACACUUACAAUCAUGGCAGAAGGCGAAGAGGAAGCAAGCCCCGUCCUCACAUGGCAGAGCAAGGGAGAGAGAGAGCGAAGGAGGAGGUGCUACACACUUCCAAACAACCAAUCUUGUGAGAACUCUAUCAAGAGAACAGCAAGGGGGAAGUCUGCCCCAUGAUUCAAUCACCUCCCACCAGGCCCCUCUUCCAACACUGGGAAUUACAAUUCAACAUGAGAUUUCGGUGGGGACACAGAACAAAACCAUAUCAAUCUCAAACAUUAAUAAAUGAAUGAUGAAUAAAUAAAUAGGCAUUUUCAGCAUUGCUGGUUAAGGUUGUUAAACUUUUCAUAAAGAAAUUAAAUUUUCUUAAAAAGGAGAAGGUUGGAUUCAAUAUUAAAUCUGGUGAUUUUGAGCAGGGAAUAGCCAUGGUCUUCUGAACAUGGCUGGUUUAGGCCUUCAGUAUAUCCUAGAGGUCUUGCUCACUACCACAGCCUGGUAACAACAGUGCCCAACUGCAGGAUUAACAGAAGGUAAAGUGGAUUAAAUCGUUUUGAAAGCGGAAAUUUACAACUACAGUGAUAACAAUGAAUGUCACAAAUACAGCAUAAAGACUGAACAUGCUCUGGGAAUUAUACUAACCAUAACUUUCUAAGAAAUGGUGCAAUUACACAACUACAAUAAAGAUAAUUGGAUUAGUUACCCCUAAGGUUUUGAGUGACAUCCAAAUUUUAAGGCUACCUAAUUUAUAUUUUAUGUUGAUCAAAAUACCACAAUUCCUUUCCAGGCCAGUUCAUACCAUCUGUUAUUCUCUUAAUGGUUAGCGCAAAUCUUAAAAAUAUUUUCUUUUGCUGACUGAUUGUGGGGGACUGGUUUUCUUUUCUUUUUUCUUUUCUCUUUUUAGAAUGGGAUGAUUGUCCACAUUCUUUCUGGGAAAUGCAUGGAAGCUGUGGUGCAAGAAAACAAUAAAGAUUUGUACCUGCAUCCGUGUGAUGGAAAAGCCCGCCAGCAGUGGCAAUUUGACCAGGUCAAUGCUGUGGAUGAACGAUGAAUGUCAAAGUCAGAAGGAAAAGAGAAUUUUGGCCAUCACAAUUCAGCUCCAAGUGAACUUAAAGAGCUUAUAUAUUUCAUGAAGCUGAUCCUUUUGUGUGUGUGCUCCUGGUGUUAGGAGAGAAAAAAGCUCCAUGAAAGAAUAUAGGAAGUUUCUCCUUUUCACACCUUAUUUCAUUGACUGCUGGCUGCUUUAAAAAAAAAAAAAAAAAAAAAAAGGAUCCAUUGUACUGUUGUCUUCAUCACUGGGAAAUGAUUAUUACAUAGUACAGAAGAUUCUUUGUUUUUCUCUGCUGAGCACUUAACAAUUGCUUUCUCUCUGGCCUGGACAUUCUCUGGCAGCACCUCCAGGAUACAUAAAUCCAAUGGAUCAAUUUAUUUGUCUUCAAAUGGCCUUAACUUGGAUUGUCUGUUUGGCCAACCAUGAAAAUUAAAGAGUGAAGCAGAUGUAAUGGCCUGAAACUCCAAAAACUCUGAAUUGGGUUUAUUAGCACAAAGGUUGUGUUCAUUUGUUGAGCCAUAUCUCAGAAGAAGGAAAGGAAGCUACAGAGAGGAGGUUUAGGAUUGGAGAGAAGAUGCAAGAGCACUUUGGCCUAAUUCUCCAGCUCAACCCAGAAGCUGAAAAGCGUCAAGAGACCUGAGAAGAGACAUUUUCAUGUUAAUGAGAAUUUCCCCCAUUAUGGAGAAUUUCCUUCCUACUGAGAAUCUACCUCUAUUCCCCCUGCCCUAGCUCUUCUCUAACUUGGUUAACCAUAACCAUAACCAGAUUCCCUUGCAAUCGAUUUCUCUUUAGUCGUUGGUGUUAGAAGUACCAGCACAAUUUGAGCAUUCCCAUUAACAAAGGUGUUCACAGUUGAGAAACUCUCCUGCCGGGCGCGGUGGCUCAUGCCUGUAAUUCCAGCACUUUGGGAGGCGGAGUUGGGCGGAUCACCUGACGUUAGGGGUUUGACACCAGCCUGGUCAACACUGCAAAACCUUGUCUCUACUAAAAAUACAAAAAUUAGCCGGGCAUGGUGGCGCAUGCCUGUAAUCCCAGCUACUUGGGAGGCUGAGGCAGGAGAAUCGCUUGAACCCAGGAGGCAGAGGUUGCAGUGAGCUGAGAUCAUGCCAUUGCACUCCAACCUGGGUGACAGAGUGAGACUCCAUCUCAAAAAAAAAAAAAAGGAGAAACUCUCCUGAUGCCCUGUUACAGGGUUUGCACUGACUGGAGCAGAAACAGCAACCUUUCUAAAAAAGCAAACCUUUUUCCUGGGAGGAAAAUGCCAGAGCCUGAGCCAAAAUUCUUAUGACAGGUAACAUUUGGUUGUUAAUGUCCAUGAGAGCUGACAGGGCCAUCUCUGAGCCCGUAUAACUGUCUGGAACCCCCAAAUGUGUCCACAGGUUGAAUAUCCAUGAGUGCGGGAAGAACACGGCUCAUCUGGAGCAUAGCUGAGGCUAGUAAGAGCUAAAUGACUUUCCUUGCUAUGACUUAGCUUACCUAGUUCAGCCGUAAGAGUUGCCGAAUGGGAUGGGUUCUGCUAUUUAAUAAACACCAUUCAUAUUCAUUUUUCCCCAGAUGGAGUUACCUACCUUUCCACAUGGUCAGCUUAGAAAUCUCCCCCUAAAGAUGCUAAUCUCCUUUGGGCUGUCUCAGAACACAGUAUCCUUCAAAUAAGAAAAACUGAGUGGGAAGUGCAGUGUUUCCAAACAAUACCUAUCAUAACUACGUAUUCAUUGUCUACCUGCUAAGUCAAGGGUUCAUAACUACGUAUUCAUUGUCUACCUGCUAAGUCAAGGAUUCACUGCAUUUCUCCUUCCUCAGAAUACACUCUGGACCUGUGCUGUCUAAUAUGGUAGCCACUAACAAAAUGUGGCCAUUUUAAUGUAAAUCCAUUAAAAUCAAAGAAAAUUUAAAACUCAAUUCCUCAAUUGGACUGGCCACAUUUCAAAUGCUCACUAGCCACCUGUGGCUAGGGUCUACUGUAUUGGCGAGCACGGAUAUAGAACAUUUCAUCACAGUUCUGUUGGAACAAUCUAGAUAGAUUCAUUAUCCCAUCUAGAGAAGAGACUUUAGCCACUGUCUUCUUGCUUCAGACCCAUCUAUAUUUAAAACAAAUUUCCCUAAAUCCUGAGACUGAGACGGAGCUAAAAAUUCUCAGAUGGGAACCAUAUAAAUGGUAUUAGUGGCUGAAGAAAAAACAUUUUUCAAGACCUCUGUUUUUUAACUGAACUUUAUUAUUGGCAUUGUGGGUCUUUGAAGUUGCUGGGAUAAAUUAAUAUAAUUAAAUAAAAGACUGAAUUCAA
This is a messenger RNA of Pongo pygmaeus (Bornean orangutan), 5962 nucleotides long. RefSeq names its product polypeptide N-acetylgalactosaminyltransferase 15 (gene GALNT15). The transcript has 10 exons. The record is from RefSeq and is a predicted model, not a curated record. Gene Ontology annotation, cellular component: Golgi apparatus. Gene Ontology annotation, molecular function: polypeptide N-acetylgalactosaminyltransferase activity. Gene Ontology annotation, biological process: protein O-linked glycosylation. NCBI's taxonomy places the organism in Eukaryota, Metazoa, Chordata, Mammalia, Primates, Hominidae. The coding region runs from base 827 to 2635 and encodes 602 amino acids.